AUGUCUGGGGCUACAUCCAUUGUCUACAGAUGCAGGCAGAAAGGGACCCAGAAACCUUACGCCGUCAAAAUGUUGAAGAAGACAGUAGACAAGAAAAUUGUCCGCACAGAAAUUGGAGUUCUUCUUCGCCUUUCUCAUCCAAACAUUAUAAAACUGAAGGAGAUAUUUGAGACCCCUACAGAAAUCAGUCUUGUUCUGGAAUUGGUCACAGGUGGAGAACUAUUUGAUAGGAUUGUGGAAAAGGGUUACUACAGUGAACGAGAUGCUGCUGAUGCUGUUAAACAAAUCCUGGAGGCGGUUGCUUACCUGCAUGCAAAUGGGAUUGUGCAUCGUGACUUGAAGCCAGAAAAUCUACUCUAUGCAACACCAGCACCAGAUGCACCGUUAAAAAUCGCUGACUUUGGACUCUCCAAGAUUGUGGAAGAUCAGGUGACCAUGAAGACAGUUUGUGGAACUCCAGGGUACUGUGCACCAGAGAUACUACGGGGAUGUGCCUAUGGCCCUGAGGUGGACAUGUGGUCUCUGGGGAUCAUCACCUACAUCCUACUUUGUGGCUUUGAACCAUUUUAUGAUGAAAGGGGAGAUCAGUACAUGUUUAAGAGAAUCCUGAACUGUGAAUAUGACUUUGUGUCCCCCUGGUGGGAUGAUGUGUCUCUGAAUGCCAAGGACUUAGUUAAAAAGUUGAUUGUUUUAGACCCCAAGAAACGCCUCACCACUCUACAGGCUUUGCAGCACCCAUGGGUUACAGGGAAGGCAGCAAACUUUGCACACAUGGACAAUGCACAAAAGAAACUUCAAGAAUUCAAUGCUCGGCGUAAACUUAAGGCUGCAGUAAAAGCUGUGGUGGCAUCAACUCGCCUCGGCAGCGCCAGCGGUCACAGCACGCAUGAUAGCAACAAGCCCAGCCGUAACCCGUCUCCCAUCCAUGACUGCAAACCCGAAGAGAAACCCACUCAGGAAGCAGAAGCAACUCCAGAAGAAAUGUCUUAG
Pygoscelis adeliae (Adelie penguin) is the source of this 990-nucleotide messenger RNA. RefSeq names its product calcium/calmodulin-dependent protein kinase IV (gene CAMK4). The record is from RefSeq and is a predicted model, not a curated record. The transcript is spliced from 11 exons. The coding region runs from base 1 to 990 and encodes 329 amino acids. NCBI's taxonomy places the organism in Eukaryota, Metazoa, Chordata, Aves, Sphenisciformes, Spheniscidae. Gene Ontology annotation, biological process: protein phosphorylation. Gene Ontology annotation, molecular function: ATP binding; calmodulin binding; calcium/calmodulin-dependent protein kinase activity.